Molecule: messenger RNA, 3385 nt
Organism: Vespa velutina
Lineage: Eukaryota; Metazoa; Arthropoda; Insecta; Hymenoptera; Vespidae
Product: carboxyl-terminal PDZ ligand of neuronal nitric oxide synthase protein-like
Exons: 12
Coding region: 1159-3057 (632 amino acids)
Molecular function (GO): nitric-oxide synthase binding
Source: RefSeq, a predicted model, not a curated record
UGGAGUAAGGGGUAGAUGAUUCGCGUUCAAUGUUCCAUGAGAACGACGUGUUCUUGUAGGUGAAUUGAACAUCGAGAUAUAGGUAGAGAAAGAAAGGAAGAGAGAAACGGGUGAAUGGUUCUGAGAAAGGAUCAAAGAAGGAAGGAUGAUGCAGACAUUAUACUGCAUAGGAGAUUGUUCUUCGUGACCCUUCAAAAUAGAUUAUCUGUUCUGAGCCAUCAAAGUGCAAGGAUUGUUCUCCUUGUGUAUUGACGUUAGUCCUUCUUAAACGGAAGGCGAAAAGUUGUCUUUAAAAGUGCAUGAGGCAAAGUUAUGACACGGUUAGAGCGAGUUAGAAGAGGUAGGAGUAAAGGCGUGCGGUGCGAUAAUAGGGACAACGGCAAGGACUGUUCCGUUUCCGUUCUCAGUUUCGCGCGGCUCGCGGCUGUAGCUGCUGUUGCUACUCUUUCGUCUAAUCGUAAAAAUUCUCUGGAAAGUUGCGUUUAUCAACUUGUGGCUCGCGAGGCAUGCGAGCCUAACGUGUUUAGCGUUACGGGGUAAGAUAGAGGUGCUCGAAGACGUCGCGGACUUGGAGAACGUGGGGAUCACAGUCCAUUGGACUGUGAUAGAGAGAGGUGAAAAGGAGAAAGGGGGGAGGGAGGUGGCGGUGGCGCUGAAGGAGGAGAAGGAGGAGGAGCGCGAAAGGAUGAAUGAGAAGACAGAGUGCCGAGCGCACCGAUCAAGUGCCCGACUCUGACUCUUCGUAUCUUAUAUUUGUGCUUCGUUUCUUCCAAGAACGAAGCCCAACAACAGGACGGCUACGGUUCUUUCGAAAGAGAAAGGGGAGAGAGAGAGAGAGAGAGAGAGAGAGAGAGAGAGAGAGAGAGAGAGAGACGACGAAGCAAAGACGACGACCUGUGGGGCGAAGAGGGAAUGAGAGAAAGAAAGAGAUGUGGGAUCGUCGAUGUGCCUUCUUACUACCGUGUCUACUAACUUGAAUGCGUGAUUAUUCCUUUCGCCCGAGCGGCUGGCCGUCCGGCUAUCUAAAGCUACGUUCACAAGCAACGUUUUUUUACGUGGAACCGAAUCGAAACGGUUGAUGAGAACUGAUCGAAUUCGAUCGUCCAAUCAGCUGUCGGCGAGACUGGACGAACGAGAUCGAAUGAAGCUGGGAGAAGCAUGCCCUCUAAGAAGCAGUACAAUCUCGUGCAUAAUGACGAGUACGAUACACGGAUACCGCUACACAGCGAGGAGGCCUUCCACCGUGGAAUUGUCUUCCACGCCAAGUUCAUUGGUUCUAUGGAGGUACCUCGACCAACCAGCAGAGUUGAGAUCGUGGCGGCGAUGCGAAGAAUUCGGUAUGAAUUUAAGGCGAAAGGGAUCAAGAAGAAGAAAGUGACGUUGGAGGUAUCGGUCGACGGGUUGAAGGUCAUGCUCCGGAAGAAGAAGAAGAAACAGCAAUGGAUGGAAGAGAACAAAUUAUAUCUCAUGCAUCACCCGAUUUACAGGAUAUUCUAUGUCUCCCACGAUAGUCACGACUUGAAAAUUUUUAGUUACAUCGCCCGUGACGGUAGCAGUAACACCUUCAAAUGUAACGUCUUCAAAUCUAGUAAAAAGAGUCAAGCAAUGAGGGUGGUGAGAACCGUGGGACAAGCCUUCGAGGUGUGCCAUAAAUUAAGUAUAAAUAAUACGAACGAAGAUAAAGAUCGUGGGGAAAAGGAAAAGGAAAUGGAAAAGGAUCACAGCGAGAAUCAUCGUGACGUUUACGAGGAACAAGAUGAAAUUCCUAACGAGCAAUCGCAAUCUUCACCGUUGACGUUGCACAAAGACAUAUCGCUGUUAGGAGAAACAGAGGAUUCGGUUCAGGAACAAUCGUCUGUUUCUUGUCUUCUGAGAUCUCACGAUGUUCCAGCAACCACAGCUUCUACCUCACCUAUCAGACAAUCGCCAUUGGGCACGGUAGCCUCCGAUUGCGGAGGUUUAUUGGUAGGAGGCGAAUUAACUGCUCUCAAACACGAAAUUCAACUUUUACGAGAACGGUUAGAGCAGCAAAGUCAACAAACCAGAGCUGCUGUUGCUCAUGCGAAACUUCUACAGGAUCAGCUUGCAGCAGAGACCGCUGCACGCGUUGAAGCUCAGAUGCGAACGCAUCAAUUGCUGGUGCAAAACAAGGAAUUGUUGGAACACAUAGGAGCAUUGGUUGGUCAUCUCAGGGAACAAGAACGUGUAUCGAGUGGUCACGUUAAUACGCAAUCACAAAUGCCUGUAUCGUCGACAACGACUCAACAGGGAUCCACCAUUCCUGAUUUACCUAAUCUUGGCCAGUGCCAACGAACUGGAGAACAAAGUUCAUCUUGGGAAUCGGAUCCAUCGGCAUUCACUUAUUGUCCUUACUCCAUGGAUUCUUUAUAUCCUGGUAGUCUCGGUGUUAUGGGAAUUCAAGGAAGCAACAGUUCUACGGAUCAAUUACAUUUCCAAGCACAACUAAUGGAGAGACUUCAUAAUAUCAGUCCAUACCAAAAUCAAAGAUCGCCUUAUGCUACGCCAUCACCAUACACGAUGCCACAUGGAUUUUUAUUAUCUCCUAAUUCCAGACCGUCGAACUCAGCACAGCUUUCACCAAGCUCUAUAUCUCUAAGAGUGUCUCAGUCCAAUAGUUUCACACCGUCACCUGUUAUGAAUCACAAAUUGGACAAUUACAGGACAACGACAACUAUCGCCGAGAAUACGGAUAUUCACCAAUCGUCUUUCAUUAAACCGUUACCUUGUAAUGUUAAUGAUCAAAGUUCGCCGUCAAUAGAUAACAUCAAGAUCAAGCAAGAACGUUAUUAUGGUCAAGAAGAGAUACCACCUAUAGUUUUGGAUCCACCACCACAAGGCAAACGUAUGGAUGGUAUUUCCAAAGAAAAUUUUCAAAGUACUAACAAUGACAAAGGUCAAGCUCAGAAAAAAAUUGUUGCGAUGUUACGUUCACCUGGGCCACCACCAACUCGUACAACUAGUGCUCGUCUACCACCGAGAAACGAUCUGAUGAGUCAAGUCAAAAGGACAACUUGGGCUCGGCAUACUACGAAAUAAUAUAUUUUCAAGACGAACAGUGCUGGAAGUAUUUUGAUUGUUCUCAUUAAACAAUAAGAAGAAAUGAAUUUUUAGAAUAAAAGUGAGCAUCGAAUGAGAUGUCGUUAGUCUUCUUGUGCCAAAGAAAUAAUGUAUCGCCGCCAAGUUUUUAAGUAUGUAAAUAAAACUUUGUAUUACCAGAAAAAUCCGGACAGUCAUGUAAACUGUUAAAUAUAAAUUAUUAUUUGUAUAUACAAAUACAUAUACAUGUACAUGUAUUUUUUGGCAAAUAGAUUGCGAGAAAAAAUGAAUCGGUUUCUUUUUUAAAAUAAAAGAAAGGAUAACAUUA